CCCAUACAUUUCCUAUUUUCCAGUGGAUUUGACCCAUUUGAACAGGUUUAAUGUUGGAAAAAACUGAGCAGAAAAAUCCCAAUCCAAAGGACAAACACAAUCAACCUGAAGAGUCAUGGACACGGACCAAUGUUGGACUCAGAGUUGGAUCCAUGAAAAUGAACAGUCCAUGAAAACCACUGCUGUGUUUGUCCACUUCAAAGCUCAAGUCAAUCCUCUGGAGACCAUGAAUGGGAAUCCAUCCAUCACUGGGUCCAGAUCCAGUCCAUGUGGACUAAAGGACUGAACAAACUGUCCAACUGAUGCACAAAAGACAAAGACAAAACCGUCCUGUUGAUGUGAAUAUGAGACAAACACAUCAUGGAUCUGGAAUCUCAUCCUGGUUCAGCAUCUGGACACGUUUAGUCCACGUCAGCCCACGGCGUCGGAGCACACAGGUUUUUGUACCAGCAUAUUUCACUGUGAGAGGACGAUAUCGCUACUGGAUCUUUGGUUCUGGGACUAAACUGUACGUAACAGUGCUUUUCUUUGUGUUUUGUGUGUAUUUUUCCACAUGUUGCUGUGGAAUCGCUCUAAUGCUUCAUGGCUGGAGGGGUUCAGAUGAUCCGGUGCUGAAGCCCGUGGUGGGCGUGUACCCGGCGGCGUCCACGGCCCCGGACGGGAAGACCUCCCUGAUGUGUGUGGCCUCAGGCAUGUCUCCUCCUGAGGUCCGCUUCUCCUGGAAAAGACAGAAGGACCACGGAACUGAGGAGGAUCUGCCCGACGCCCAGGGAGAACAGCUGGAGGUCCAAGAGUCUGGACGGAGAACCUCCAUCAGAACCAUCCAUCAGAACCACAACAGCUCAGAUAAAUACUGGUGCACGGUCCAGCACGAGGGGGGCACCACCCACCAAGAGGUUCCAGAGGUUCCAGCUCUUCCUCCUUCCGUCCAGCCCUGGGACUCCCAGCAUCUUCCUUGUCUGUUCUACUCAGUUCUGAUCCUGAAGAGUCUGGUUUACUGCUGUGGACUCUGGGUCAUGAAUCUCAUAUAGACCUUCCACCUGCUGCACACCACUGAGUUCCUUUACAUUCUGUCAUUUGUCAAAGUCAGUGCUGAUCCAUCAGAACCAGCAGGACCUGAAAGAAUCACAAUCACUGACCUACAGUGUUAGAUUUGCUCCAUGCAGACGUAUUAAAUUGGUCCCAGUGGUCUAUUCUGUUUAUGUGGAAUCUUUUCUCUUGGUCACUGCUUCCACUAUGUGUACGUUUGAGCAUUUAUCCAAUCACAUUUCAAUCAGAUUUUCUUGCUUUAGUAAUAACCUUCAUUCUCUGUCAGAUAUCUGUUUAUGAUCAAACACCCUGGUAUACUGGGUUUUUUGGUGGAGUAUUGAUAGAAUAGCAUUGAUAUUAAAGGUUGGAUUAGGUCAGGUAGAACAACAUGAAGAACUACACUGAAAAAAAUCUAACUCUGACCAAGUGUAUUUUUCUCAUUUCUAGUCCAAAUAUCUCAUCACACUUCAAAUCAGACGGAAUCACCUAAAGAGGAACUUUUCAGUGAAAUAUAAGAAC
This is a messenger RNA of Sphaeramia orbicularis (orbiculate cardinalfish), 1548 nucleotides long. Its product is annotated as immunoglobulin lambda-like polypeptide 5. The record is from RefSeq and is a predicted model, not a curated record. The transcript is spliced from 4 exons. NCBI's taxonomy places the organism in Eukaryota, Metazoa, Chordata, Actinopteri, Kurtiformes, Apogonidae. The coding region runs from base 303 to 1031 and encodes 242 amino acids.